Messenger RNA from Myotis myotis, 3293 nucleotides. RefSeq names its product ligand of numb-protein X 1 (gene LNX1). The coding region runs from base 564 to 2882 and encodes 772 amino acids. The record is from RefSeq and is a predicted model, not a curated record. Gene Ontology annotation, cellular component: cytoplasm. Lineage: Eukaryota; Metazoa; Chordata; Mammalia; Chiroptera; Vespertilionidae. The transcript has 12 exons. Gene Ontology annotation, biological process: ubiquitin-dependent protein catabolic process. Gene Ontology annotation, molecular function: protein binding; ubiquitin-protein transferase activity; metal ion binding.
UAUCUGUCGAGGCUCCCUGUGAUGUCACACAUUUCCUGCUCUCCACCGACCAAUGCCCUCCUCCUUCCUCUAGGCACCUGUACACGGAGGCUCAGGCCGGUCACAGCUCGGGCUGGGCUGCCCGGGGAGCUGCUGGAUUCACCUGCACAGCGUGAGAGCUGCGGGGCUGCUGCUUUGAGAGGCCGGGCAGACACUUACAAAGCCUCUGCUUGUCUGGGAAGUUGAUCUGAUUUUUUUUUUUUUUUAACCCUGGAAUGGAAUAGAGACUUUUGAAAUUUAACUCACAGGUACAGACCAAUUCAGCCGGUCUAUUGGGGGUGGGGAGGCCAGCGCCAGCUGAAUUCAGAAUGGCUGUAUUUGCUUUAUUUUGCCGUGCUUUCUGCAUUCAUCACACCAGAGGCAAUUUCAACCGAAAGCUGCUCAACGUCCUUAAUUGCUCCCCACCUCGCUGAAAUUUUUUCUCAAACAGGUUUGUGGAUGGCUCCUAGAAGAUCUUGAUUGGCUCCCGAGGAAAUAUCGUUUUGCUAGAUUGGUUUCCUAUCAUCCUGUCCCCCCAGUCAACCAUGAGCCAGUCAGACCCUGCCGAUGACCCGGAUCCCAGCCCUGAGCCCCUGUGUGUGGUGUGUGGCCAAGCCCACUCCCCCGAGGAAAACCACUUCUACACCUACACAGAAGAUGUGGACGACGACCUCAUAUGCCACAUCUGCCUGCAAGCCUUGCUGGACCCUCUGGACACUCCCUGUGGACACACCUACUGCACUGUCUGCCUCACCAACUUCCUGGUGAGUAAGGACUUCUGCCCCCUGGACCGCCAGCCCCUGGUCCUCCAGCACUGCAAGAAGUCCAGCAUCCUGGUCCACAAGCUCCUCAACAAGCUCACGGUGACCUGCCCGUUCGCCGAGCACUGCGCCGAGGUGCUGCAGCGCUGUGAUCUGGAGCAUCACUUCCAAACCAGCUGUAAAGGCGCCUCCCACUAUGGCCUGACCAAGGACAGGAAGAGGCGCUCCCAGGAUGGCUGUGUGGACAGCUGUGCGAGCCUCACGGCCACGACACUCUUCCCGGAGGUCUCUGCAGCUGCCACCGUCGCCUUAAUGACAGACGAGCCUGGCCUGGACAACCCUGCCUACGUGUCCGCGGCAGAGGAUGGGCAGCCAGCAGACAGCCCAUCGGACUUUGGCCGGAGCAACCGAACGAGGGCACGGCCCUUUGAGCGAUCCUCUAUUAGAAGCAGAUCGUUUAAAAAAAUAAACCGAGCUUUGAGUGUUCUGCGAAGGACAAAGAGUGGAAGUGCGGAGGCCAAUCAAGCCGACGAGGGCGGGGAAAACUCUGAAAGCACCACUCCCCCUGAAGUCUUUCCAAGGUUGUAUCACCUGAUUCCAGACGGUGAAAUUACCAGCAUCAAGAUUAAUAGAGUGGAUCCCAACGAGAGCCUCUCCAUUAGGCUUGUGGGAGGCAGUGAAACCCCGCUGGUCCAUAUCAUUAUCCAGCACAUCUACCGUGAUGGGGUGAUUGCCAGAGACGGCCGGCUACUGCCAGGAGACAUCAUACUAAAGGUCAACGGGAUGGACAUCAGCAAUGUCCGUCACAACUACGCGCUGCGCCUGCUGCGGCAGCCCUGCCGGGUGCUGUGGCUGACUGUGCUGCGGGAGCAGAAGCUCCGGAGCAGGAGCAACGGGCAGGCGCUGGACAGCGGCGGGCCCCGCGAUGACAGCUUCCACGUGAUUCUCAACAAAAGCAGCCCUGAGGAGCAGCUGGGGAUAAAACUGGUGCGCAAGGUGGAUGAGCCCGGGGUGUUCAUUUUCAACGUGUUGGAUGGCGGUGUGGCGGACCGACACGGUCAGCUGGAGGAGAACGACCGCGUGUUAGCCAUCAAUGGACAUGACCUCAGAUACGGCAGCCCAGAGAGCGCAGCUCAUCUGAUCCAGGUGGGUCACAGGUCUUUCCUAGAUCCGGGUCAAAAACUCCAUCACCCUGACCAUCUGUCCUGUUACUACCAAUGUGACAUACAGUGCCUCCCAUUCGAGGAGUCAAGAUCCAAGGGCCAGGCCAGCGAAAGGCGCAUCCACCUCGUCGUGUCCCGCCAGACCCGUCAGCAGAGUCCUGACAUCUUUCAGGAAGCCGGCUGGAGCAGCAACGGCAGCCGGUCCUCGGGGCCAGGGGCCAGGAGCCACAACCCCAAGCACCUCCCUCUUGCAGUCACUUGUCUUGAGAAGGUGGUUAGUGUCCGAAAAGACCCCAGCGAAUCCCUCGGGAUGACUGUUUCAGGGGGAGCAUCUCACAGUGAGUGGGAUUUGCCUAUCUACGUCAUCAGUGUUGAACCCGGAGGAGUCAUAAGCAGAGAUGGAAGAAUAAAAACAGGUGACAUUUUGUUGAAUGUGAAUGGGGUUGAACUAACAGAGGUCAGCCGGAACAAGGCCGUGGCAUUAUUGAAAAGCACAUCCUCCUCAAUGGUUCUUAAAGCUUUGGAAGUCAAACAAUGUGAGUCCCAGGAAGAAGGCAACAGCCCAGCAGCUCUGGACUCCAACCACAACAUGGCCCCACCCGGUGACUGGUCCCCCUCCUGGGUCAUGUGGCUGGAAUUACCACGGUACCUGUACAACUGCAAAGAUGUUGUAUUACGAAGAAGCACAGCUGGAAGUCUGGGCUUCUGCAUUGUAGGAGGUUAUGAAGAAUACAAUGGGAACAAACCUUUUUUUAUCAAAUCCAUUGUUGAAGGAACACCAGCAUAUAAUGAUGGAAGAAUUAGAUGUGGUGACAUUCUUCUUGCUGUCAAUGGUAGAAGUACUUCAGGAAUGAUACAUGCUUGCUUGGCAAGGAUGCUAAAAGAACUUAAAGGGAAAAUCACUCUCACUAUUGUUUCUUGGCCUGGCACUUUUUUAUAGAAUUGAUGGGUCACAGAAAAUCGCAAAGUUGAAACAUUAUAUUUAUCUUGUCAAUUUUUGUAUUUAAUGGAUACAUUAUAAAAAUGUGAACUUCAGUAUCAGCAAAAUUAUGAUCUAAUGAAAGCCAAUUACACCUCAGAAAAUAUAAUUCUCAAAACAAACAUUACUAAUAGUUUUUAUUCAGUGUGGAGGAUUUUGCAUCACUCUACGUUUACGUUUAUAUUUUUCUAUUUAAUAAAAAGCUCUUAAACAGUUGAAAUGGUUUGUAUGCCCUCAAAUGACUUCGAACCAUAAAAUUAAAUUAAAAAUUUGAGUAUUUUAAAAAUAACUUACAGCCAAAUGAUUUUAAAAGUGCAUUACUGAAAAAUGUUCCUUUCAUCAAAUAAGAAAUAAAUAUUUUUUAAAAUAUUA